Messenger RNA from Hydra vulgaris (swiftwater hydra), 912 nucleotides. RefSeq lists its product as uncharacterized. Lineage: Eukaryota; Metazoa; Cnidaria; Hydrozoa; Anthoathecata; Hydridae. The record is from RefSeq and is a predicted model, not a curated record.
AUGUUGGCAGCAUCAGAUUUCAUCAGAACAUACGAAUGUCCGAUAAUUGAACUAUGCGCCCAACAAAUUCAGGACUUAAUUAAAACAAGAAUUUUGAAAGGAAAAUUUUAUAGCGUUAUAUUUGAUGAAACAACGGAUACCAGUCAUAGUUCUCAAAUAACAGUCAUAUUAAGAUAUAUUGAUGUUAAUACCUGUGAAAUCCGUGAAGAUUUCAUUGGUUUUGUGAACUGCCAUACUGAAAAUUAUUCUAAUUUUACUUAUGAACCUGUACUAACAGGAGAAUUGCUAGCAAACACAGUUGCAAACACAUUGACAAAAUUUGGCUUCAAUUUAAAAGAUUGUAUUGGUAUAGGUACUGAUGGAUGCAGCCUUAUGUUAAGUGAAAACAACGGAGCUGUCACAAAAUUACAGAAGAUCCUACCAAACGCAAUAAAAAGUCCAUGUUACAAUCAUGCUUUAAACUUAUCAGUUUCUAAAUGUUCGUCUGUGCGAGCUGUAAAAAAUACAAGUGACACAAUGAAAGAAGUAAUAUCAUUUUUUAAAGGUUCGCCGAAGCGAAGUAACGUUCUUAAAUAUACAAAUAAGGGAAUGCUUACAAGCUUAUGCGAAAUAAGAUGGAUUGAACGGGAUUCUUCAACAAAGGCUACAUUACUAAAAAAUGCAACAUCAGAGCCCUUAUUUGUAAUAAAACUUUGUUCAUUAGCUAAUGUGUUAAAUACCACAGUCUCUUUAAGUAAAGCUCUUCAAAAAAAAUUAUUGAAUAAGGAAUAUGCAAAAACUAUUCUUAAACAUAUCAUAAAGAUAUUAAAUAAAAGACGACAGAAAGAAGAAAACUUGAACUCUAUAUUUAUGACUGCAUCAAAGUUAAUAGAAGGUAUAGGUUUAAAAAUCAAGAUUCCACGAAUUACAUGA